AGCCGGCCUGGGGCCGAGGCCGCCCGAGCCGCGCUGCGAGCGAACAUGGCAGCAGAAUGAGAAGGCUGGCGCCGGGUCGUGGCCGCCGGCGCCGCGCUGCAGCUCGAGAUCCGCGCCCGGCGCCCUCCGAGCCGCGUGUUUAGCCGGCCUCCUGGUGGCCGCUGGAUUAUUUCAUUCGGAGCCGAGGGCUGGCGAGCAAGGGGACCCCGCAGCCGCGCGGGUCCGUGCUCUGGCUGGGUGUAGAGGCUCGUGCGUGCGAGUCGCCGGCUGCGGAAACCACGCGGGAGAGAGCGGGUCCCGGGCUGCGGCGGCGCGGACGCGGGGAUGAGCCGGCCAUGGGGCGGCCUCGGCGGGGCUCGCGGAGCCGGCCGGCGCUGCGGCGGGGGCGCUGCCUGAGCCGGGGCUCCGCGGGGCUUCGGGGCCUCGGACGCCCCGGGGGGGUCCCUGCCACCGCCCCCGGGAGGGACGAGAGCCCCGCGUGGCGGACACUGCAGCAGACGCCGUACUGAGGCGCCCCGAGCCUGCUCCGCCUGCAGCUCGGUGCGCCCUCGGCACCCGGGCGCCUUGCCCGGGGCACGGGCGGCUGGCGCACCGCGGCGAGCCGGGUGCAGGACUGGCUAGAGGAGUGUGUGUGAGCGUGUUCGAUUGGAGAUCUGAGCUAUAGCAGAACCCGGCGGACCAGAGCAGCCAUGCUGCCCGGGGUGGGCGUGUUCGGCACCAGCCUCACGGCCCGUGUCAUCAUCCCGCUGCUGAAAGAUGAGGGCUUCGCGGUGAAGGCGCUGUGGGGCCGCACGCAAGAGGAAGCCGAGGAGCUGGCCAAGGAGAUGAGCGUCCCCUUCUACACCAGCCGCAUUGACGAGGUGCUGCUGCAUCAGGACGUGGACUUGGUGUGCAUCAACCUGCCGCCGCCCCUCACCAGGCAGAUCGCUGUCAAAACCCUGGGCAUCGGCAAGAACGUCAUCUGCGACCGCACGGCCACCCCGCUGGACGCCUUCCGCAUGAUGUCGGCCGCCCACUACUACCCCAAGCUCAUGAGCAUCAUGGGCAACGUGCUGCGCUUCCUGCCGGCCUUCGUGCGCAUGAAGCAGCUCAUCGAGGAGGGCUACGUGGGCGAGCUGCUGGUGUGCGAGGUGCAGGUGCACGGCGGCAGCCUGCUGGGCAAGAAGUACAACUGGAGCUGCGACGACCUGAUGGGCGGCGGCGGCCUGCACUCGGUGGGCACCUACAUCAUCGACCUGCUCACCUUCCUCAGCGGCCAGAAGGCCGUCAAGGUGCACGGGCUGCUCAAGACCUUUGUGAAGCAGACCGACCACAUCAAGGGCAUCCGCCAGAUCACCAGCGACGACUUCUGCACCUUCCAGAUGGUGCUGGAGGGCGGGGUGUGCUGCACCGUCACCCUCAACUUCAACGUGCCCGGCGACUUCAAGCAGGACGUGACCGUGGUGGGCUCGGCCGGGCGCCUGCUGGCGGUGGGCACGGACCUGUACGGGCAGCGCAACGGGGCCCCGCAGCAGGAGCUGCUGCUGCAGGACGCCACGCCCGUCAGCAACUCCCUGCUGCCCGAGAAGGCCUUCAGCGACAUCCCGUCGCCCUACCUGCGCGGCACCAUCAAGAUGAUGCAGGCCGUGCGCCAGGCCUUCCAGGACCAGGACGACCGGCGCACGUGGGACGGGCGGCCGCUCACCAUGGCCGCCACCUUCGAUGACUGCCUGUACGCGCUGUGCGUGGUGGACACCAUCAAGAGGUCCAGCCAGACGGGCGAGUGGCAGAACAUUGCCAUCAUGACCGAGGAGCCCGAGCUGAGCCCCGCCUACCUGAUCAGCGAGGCCAUGCGACGCAGCAGGAUGUCCCUGCACUGUUAGCGCAGGCCUGGGGACCUGCGGGGACGCAGGUCACAGAAAUCCAAAAGUUGUCUCUGGCACGCAACUGAGGUGUAGACAUCUCUUCAGGUGACUGGUGGUAGAAUCAACAGGCCGUGAGUCUGCCCCCCCUCCCCUGCCCCGCCAGGAUCCCAGGCUCUGAGGAGGCAGAAUCUGAAAUGAACAGAAUAGUCCGUUUUAUCCUCCAUCCUCCUUCUAGGGUUGAUACCCUGUGUCACCCCAAGCUGCCCGUGGGUGCAGGGUGGGCAUGUCCAAACCCCACGGGAAUGUUGGUCAUUUUCUAGCACAGAGGAAGAAGGAUUGCCUUCCCGGAAAGAGUCACCCUACUUCCUGGGGCCCCGUUGCAACCUGGCUAGGUUAGUCAGCUGACACUCUCCGGGGUACAUGAUGGUCCCUGACAUCAUGACUUCAUAAUGAGCAUGCCGGCUUUUGUAGCUGUCAAUUCAAAACUAGACAUUUAGUAGAAGGAACGAGUCCCAGUAAUAGUUUGAGCAGAGGGCUGUGCGGUGGACUGUUUGGGGUCAGGUUCUCCUAAAUCGCCCUCUGGAUAAAUAACUUUUGUAGACACUGAGUGGAAAGAUUUUUUUUUUUUCCCUAUCUAGCCCAAAAGGUUGUGAUUAAGGAUGAAGGGAGAGGAAACUAGAUGAUGCUAUGGGUCUCAUUUUCCUAAGUCGUUUAUAAUCUAAGUAGGGCUAUUCCAGGGGUUUCAGUUUUAUGUUUCUGUACUUAACCAAAAGACUUGGGAAGUUUUUGUGUUUUUUUUUUUCUUCCAAAGGCCUCUGAGUUCUGUGAUAAAUAUUCAGUGUCUAAAACAAAAAAUUCUCAUUUGGGGCUAGGGUAUAUAGAAAGAAAAGAUAUAUUCUUGAAAAGAAGCAUGAAAAAUAUUUUAGUAAGGACUCAAACUUUAUCUACUGAAAUGCAUGUAGUAGGUAGAUGCAGGAAGGAGAGGAAGAAAAGACCUAAGUAGUUCAUUUGUAAAUACAAAAAUUAUAGGAAAUGAGUUUAAGAUACUUCUUUAGUGCUCCUUUUCGCCCCUGGACUACCACUUGCAAAGCCUUGAUUGAGAGCCGUAAUGGGGAGCUGAGAUGUCAGGCUUUUGACAAAGCCUCCUUGGGGCAAACCCCAGCACCUCUUAGGGUGCUCAGGGGGCUGGGUACCAUUGGGCGACUGUGACCCAGGACGAGGCCCUAGCAGCAAUCCAGCCUCUUUCCGCUCUGGUUACGGUGUUUCAAAGACCCCGUGUAAGGGAGGCACCAUUUUAGGGUCUUCACAUUUAGUCUCUGUUGCUUGAUUUGUGCCCAUCGUUGUGUGGAUGCCUCUGGUCCUGGAAAUUUGGGCUCAUGCUCCUGGCUGCUCAUGCUACUGGUUGAGAGAGGUUGGAGGUCAGUGGUUCUUACCUGGUAUUCGCACGUGUUUGGAAUGCUCUGGGCUUACUUGGAAAGUUUGGAUUCUCUUGAGUUUUCUUGAGUCCAUGACCACUGUCUGCUCUUGCAUGAUUUCUCCUCUCAAUGGGAGACAUGGUGCAGGGUACCACAUAUGCUCCCUACCUCCCUGGUGGCAAGUAUCUGUGGGUCAGGUGUAUCUGGGCUCUCUAGGGGCAGUCUUGGCUGACUUCACUCUAAGACAAACUUCUCCCGGACCCCUUCCCCAUUGACAGAGAGCCACCCAAGUACUCUCUGUGUGCCAACAUUUCUUGAUCAUCCACUGUGUGCAGGGUAUUUUAGGUAAAUUAUGUCACUGAAUCCCCCCAAUGACCCUGUGGUAUUAGGUAUUGUUCUUCCCAUGACACACAUGAGAAAAUCAAGGCCUUUACAGGAAGAGUAGCUUGCCCAAAGUCACACAACUAUUAAGCAGAAGUGGAGUCCCCUGAAUCCAAAACUUUUCUUCUCCAAACCACGUGGCCUCCCGAGAAGAAAGAUCUGUACCCCUGCUGUUCUUGCCAGGAAGGAGGGCACUCCUUGUUGAGCACUGAGGGGGCCCUCUCGCAUCCCGUGGAGCCUCCCGUGUCUCAUGCUCAAUGUGACCUGCAUGGGCCUCUCCCCAACUGCUGUCUGCACCCUCCUGUUGAGCAGGAUCCCACAUUUGAUGGUGUGCCAGAAGGUUCCUUAUAGAACUGCAAAUAGAAGCAGUUGAUUUUUCUUCCCCUUCCAAAAUGGAAAUGGCACUCCGCUUCUUUUAAAACCGACUUCCUAAGUUGAUUCUGAUCGGAGGUGAUGCGGCAAACCACAGAGUUGGGACUUUUCAAGACGCUAUUGGCCCACUGUUAUAGGUGGCCUUGGAUUUUGCUCUGGGUGGUCCAAUAAUAGGAAAAUGUCUUCUCAGGGAGUGGGGCUUUUAGAGUUCAUUUGUUUGUGACUCCGAUUUACCUGUGCAUUUUAUUCAUACCUCUACACUCUCAACUCUCCUCAUCUCCUCUCCUAGCCCAACUGUUGAAUUUGAGCUGGGUCAUAAAGUAGGUGUCGGGUGGCAUUGUUUUUCUUCUGGUGGAUAUGGGGGUUAGAUUUCAGCAUGCUGGGGAGACAUCCUGGGGAGAAAGCAGCUCUGGUGGCAUCCGAAGGGACUCCAGAGCCCAGUGUCUUCACAUCCUUUAUUUUAUAUCCCAGAGAGGUUAAGUGAUGGCAGAGGUCACACUGCUUCUCAGGGGUAGAACCGGGACUAGAAGCCCCACGUUUCAAGUCCCACUUUGCCACACACGGCACCUUCAGAGCCCUCAGUUGGGGACAGGGAGGCGGAGAGGUGCAGUGACCUGUCUGAGGUCCCAUGGCUAGUUGGUGGAGGAGCCGAGAUUAGGACUCAGACCUGCAACCGACUGUAUUCCCUGAGCUACUGCGGCUGAAUCCAUUUUUUAGCAACUCAAUUAUGUCUCCAAUGUACUCAGAAACUAGCUGGUUGGUUUUUUUUUUUUUAAAGAUUUCUUAUUUAUUUAUUUGACACAGAGAGAGACAGCGAGAGAGAGAACACAAGCAGGAGGAGUAGGAGAGGGAGAAGCAGGCUUCCCGCGAAGCAGGGAGGCUGAUGCGGAGCUCGAUCCCAGGACCCUGGGAUCAUGACCUGAGCCGAAGGCAGACGCUUAACGACUGAGCCACCCAGGCGCCCCAGAAACUAGCUGUUUUAAAUUUCCCAAUGUGAUUGUCAUGUGAACAGUUAUCUGUGGUUUGUAUUGUAUUUGGCAAGGAUGGGGGACACAAGUUUCGAUGUCCAUUUUUGGGAUUUCCUGAGGCUAGCUCUGCUAAGAUCACCAACCCCCCCCCUCGCCCCCCGCCCAUGCCCAUUCCUAUUCCUCUCCGAGACACAGAUCCAGGCCUUGGCUGCCUUAUGAUGCCUGCUCCACCUGCUGCCUCCUUUCUUGGGCCAUCAAAGCCCCGAAGUUUCCAGGGCAGAGGCCAUGACAUUGGGGAGCUCAUUAAAAAGAAACUAUCAGAGCCCCGCAUUUCAGGUUUCUUUUGGGGACAGGGAGGAGGGCAAUGGCAGGAGAACUGGUUGUGUCUGCAGCGUGGAGUGAGUCCUGACCAGCGGCCGGCACGCCCCACCUGCCCUGCCCCAUCCUAGGCGGAGAAGCGGGCUGAUGGCAGGCCUCUGAGUCCCAGGGGACAACCCUGACUGAGUCAGGCUCCCAGGACCUCCCACAAGAGGAGUGAGGGCCUCCCAUGCUGCUGUCAGAGUUGAUGGGUUCGUUGGCCCCUCAGAGUCUGGAGGUGAGGCUGCUCUCGUAUCUGAGUGACCACAUCCAUUAGCUGUGGAAGCCGGUGGCCGACUGGCCUUUCUCUUCCCCAUGUCCCAGGCCCUAUUGGCUGGAGCCCUUGCGAGGGCCGCCGAAGCGUCUAGCUCUCAGUCAGGCUACUGAAGUGUUACACUACUGAAUACUCUCGAAUCUGUUGUGCUCUUUUUUGUUUAAACCAGCAGUGAGUAGAGUAAUAACAAGACCGUGUCGUCGCAAUAGCUCUACGCUUAGUGCAGCAUCACAAGCUCGCCUGGGCCAGUGUGGGCAGGUCCUGCAGAAGAACCCUAGCAUCAUGCUGCUUCUCUCAUUCCCCGUCCCCAUCUCUGCUGUCCCCUGCAGCCGUCACAAGGGCUGAGUGGCUGAAUGAGCCCCAUGACUUCUCCUUACGAACAUCAUGACUUCCUUGUGAUUCUACUCCAGUCCCAGGUUAAGCAACAAAACAAAAGCAAGUGACCUGACCAGCUACUUUCCUCCCCUCCUUCUCCUUCAGGCAUCCAGACAUAUCUAAACAUACUUAGCAUUGUGCCCCGUGCCUUGCCCAGGGGAGGGAGAAGUUUCUAGUGAUUAUGGCUUUCUGUUGGCUGCCUGGUGCUUUUAUCGUUCCUCUUCUUCUUCUUCUUCUUCUUCUUCUUUUUUUUUUUUUAACCAAAAUUACAUUUGUUUGAUUGUCAUUGUCAAGUAUGUAUUUAUUGUGUUUUACGAACAUGAGUAUAUAUCUGUACGUAUAUGUAUAAAACCAAACUUAUAUAUAAAAAGUCAAGGCAUGUAUACUAGAUAUUUUAAAGAGUUAUUUAUCAAGGGAAAAAGAUGUGUGUUAUAAAGUAAACAGAGUCUAUAUUUUAUAUAUAAUGUAGAUAGCAAAAAAAUAGCUUAUAAAUUAUAGAAGGUUUUGGUUUUCUUUUUUUUUUUAUUAUUAUUAAAGCAAAAAAAAAAGAAAAGAAAAAAAGGACAAUGAAUGCAACUGUUUUUAGUGUUUUUAAGGCCAAACCUACUGUGGGAGGUGACCUUCCCUGCUGGGCUCCUGGGCCAUGCAGUCUGAGCUCCAGACCCGCUGUUACCUCUGCAAUGCUCAGGGGACCGUGUUUAGCAUUGCUCAGCCAGCUGGCCUGCGCCCCCUUACACGUGGCCUUUUGCUGCCCUCUCCAAUUUGCCUUGGUGGGAUAAAGAAAUGAAAGUAGCAAAUAAAGAUUGAAGAGAAGAUACAA
This is a messenger RNA of Mirounga angustirostris (Northern elephant seal), 6806 nucleotides long. RefSeq names its product Gfo/Idh/MocA-like oxidoreductase domain containing 1 (gene GFOD1). The record is from RefSeq and is a predicted model, not a curated record. Lineage: Eukaryota; Metazoa; Chordata; Mammalia; Carnivora; Phocidae. Gene Ontology annotation, molecular function: nucleotide binding. Bases 690 to 1862 code for a protein of 390 amino acids. The transcript is spliced from 3 exons.